Messenger RNA from Micropterus salmoides (largemouth bass), 4267 nucleotides. RefSeq names its product corticotropin-releasing factor receptor 2 (gene crhr2). The transcript has 12 exons. Gene Ontology annotation, molecular function: corticotrophin-releasing factor receptor activity; corticotropin-releasing hormone receptor activity; G protein-coupled peptide receptor activity. The record is from RefSeq and is a predicted model, not a curated record. Gene Ontology annotation, cellular component: axon terminus; dendrite; plasma membrane. The coding region runs from base 120 to 1364 and encodes 414 amino acids. Lineage: Eukaryota; Metazoa; Chordata; Actinopteri; Centrarchiformes; Centrarchidae. Gene Ontology annotation, biological process: long-term synaptic potentiation; cell surface receptor signaling pathway; adenylate cyclase-modulating G protein-coupled receptor signaling pathway.
GUACUUGUCAUUACUGUUGCUCCGAAUCACAAGCCCGUGAACACCGCUGGGCUCGGUGUGGCCGUCCCUUUUCGGACGUGGAAAUUAAUCUGUCAUUAUUUAAAGCGACGGCUCGCACCAUGGAUGCUACCAUUUAUCAGAUCAUAUUUGGGGAGCUCGGGGACUUAAACUGUAGUUUAAUAGAUGCUUUCCAAGACACUUUUUUGGAAAACGCUUCAUUGUCAUUGCUGAGCUUUGAUGGUUUAUAUUGCAAUGCCACUACCGAUGAGAUUGGAACCUGCUGGCCGCGGACCAGCACGGGGAGGAUUGUAGAGAGACCCUGCCCUGAGUACAUUAACGGGGUGAAGUACAACACAACGAGGAGUGCUUACAGGGAAUGCUUGGAUAAUGGGACUUGGGCGUUGAAGAGUAAUUACUCCAAUUGUGAACCCAUUUUGGAGGAGAAGAGAAAAUAUCCAAUGCAUUAUAAAAUAGCGCUGAUCAUCAACUACCUAGGCCACUGUAUCUCUGUGGGAGCUCUAGUCAUGGCCUUCAUUCUCUUCUUGUGCUUAAGGAGUAUACGAUGUCUUCGAAACAUCAUCCACUGGAACUUGAUCACCACCUUCAUACUGAGGAAUGUUAUGUGGUUUUUGCUUCAGUUGAUAGACCACAAUAUCCAUGAGAGCAAUGAGCCUUGGUGUCGGUUAAUUACAACCAUAUACAACUACUUUGUGGUGACAAACUUUUUCUGGAUGUUUGUUGAAGGAUGUUACCUUCACACAGCCAUUGUAAUGACUUAUUCAACUGAUAAGCUCAGAAAGUGGGUCUUCCUUUUCAUCGGCUGGUGUAUUCCAUGUCCUAUAAUAGUAGCCUGGGCCAUAGGAAAGUUGUAUUAUGAAAAUGAACAAUGUUGGUUUGGUAAAGAACCUGGAAAAUAUAUGGACUACAUAUACCAGGGACCAGUUAUUCUUGUGCUCCUGAUAAACUUUGUUUUCCUCUUCAACAUAGUAAGAAUUCUUAUGACCAAACUAAGAGCGUCAACCACAUCUGAAACAAUACAGUACAGAAAAGCAGUGAAAGCAACACUGGUCUUGCUACCUCUGCUGGGCAUCACCUACAUGCUCUUCUUUGUGAAUCCGGGGGAGGAUGACAUCUCACAAAUCGUUUUCAUCUAUUUUAACUCCUUUUUACAGUCUUUUCAGGGGUUCUUUGUGUCAGUGUUUUACUGCUUUCUAAAUGGAGAGGUGCGUUCUGCAGUAAGGAAACGGUGGCACCGAUGGCAGGACAACCACGCCCUUCGAGUGCGAGUGGCACGAGCCAUGUCCAUCCCUACAUCUCCAACCAGGAUCAGCUUUCACAGCAUCAAACAGACCACAGCUGUGUGACCAGCGGGUGGAGCGUAUAAUUUCCAGCACAACAUGUAAGGGAACAGAUUUGACAAUGAAGUGAUUUACAGAACAGACUGAUUCCUCUAACAAGGCCACAAUGUGUCCAGUGUGACUUAAGAGCAAUGCGAUUUCUGUUGUCUGGUGAGAACAAGUAAUAGCAUCUAAAAGUACAUUUUAACUGCACAGGAAGUAUGAUUGGACAUAUAAAGUUCUUGGAGGGUCUAUCUAGUAUAACAUAUUGCACAUGAGGUGCAGGGUUUGAAUUUCUCUGGAGAUUAGAGUAUUAAGAAGACUUAAAAAUGGCAUCAUCAUUAAACUCAUAUCACAACAAGUCUUACAGCCUUCUUAUCGCUGUCAUCUUACUGCUUAGUGGUUAUUAGUGCAAGAUAAUCCAUCAAAUUUUAUAGACAUACUUGGUGGGAUGGUGACAAGGAAUACUUGCAAUUGUUGUUAGAUACAAGAACCAAGAUCCAAAAAAACAACUGUACUUUGGCAUCAACAGCUGCUUUUGACAACUAGCAAAGAGGUUUUUAGGGAAGAAAAGGGUCCACCGGAAUUAAAUAUCAAAACAAUACGGUCAUGAAGUGAACAAUUGGUUUUCACCUCACAAGAUGUGGUGAAACAUUUUGGUCAAUGUGAGAUGGUGAUUUUAUACAAACAAACCAUUCUAACGAAGCCUUUAUUUGUCCUCAGAGAAGUCAGUCUUCUCCUUUAAAUCUGUGUUACUUUUUACAAUGAUUUUUUGUACUGUACUGUACUUGUGUAAACAUUGUUAAAAUAUGUGUUAGAAAGUGAUGCUUCCUCUCUGUACCUAUUUCUUUCGACCGUCAUUUUUCGCUUCCGGUUUGGUGGAUUUUGCUUUUUUUCUCCUCAGAGAAGGAGGGUGUGAACAUACAAAGCAAUUUAAUGUGUUAUAUGUUAUAUCCCUGAGGCCAAAUUUAAGCUCUCUUCCAAAUUAGUAAAGGUGUUUAUACUUCCCUAUACUUCCCUAUAUGUACUGUAUAUAUAGAGAAGUAUAGUUGGGAAAGUGAUUCUAAAUCAUUUAUAUAAUGUAUAUGUAUGUUAAGUGCAUGGACUUAUCAUGCAGGCACAGGGAAAGCAGAUUAAAUUCUUUUAGCUUUAUGAAAUCCUUGUGGCUUUUUAGUAAUCAGUGUUACAAGUAAGCCACUGGCAAGAGACAAAAAGCCUGAUGAAGUGAACACCAAUUGCUUCCAUAAACACUUUACCGGCCUGUAAUGCCAUCUCUUACAUCCGCUCAGGCUGCUCACAUAAUAAUGGGAAGAACAAUAUCUGUAAUGUUAAACUCCCAAAAUGCUUUUGAUUUCUGCAACAACAAAAAAAAGAUGAAGGAAAUAGGAAAUAUUAUUUUUGAGAAGGAUUACGUAGAGUGAAAAAUGUCUGAAUUAUGUUCCAGGAUUAAGUUUUGAUGCAGAUCCCUCCUUUGUAUGUCCCUAAACGCGCUACACAACAUCACAAGAGUAUUUCUGUCUGUCAGGCAAUACAAUUGAAAAUUGUUAGAAUAGUUUGAUAUUUUGGGAAAUAUUCUUAUUUGCUUUUUGCAGAAAGUUAGAAGAGAAGAUUGAUACCACUCUCAUAUCUGUCCAUUAAAUAUGAAGCUACCGCCGGUACGCUUAUAGCUUAACCUUCAGACUGGAAAAAGCUAGCAUGGUUCUGUCCAUACGAGUAGCUGACGGUUUCCUUGACCUGAUGGAGACAAGAAGGAAGUCCCUGCUUCCAGCCAAGAAAUAGUCCUGCACAUAAACAUGUAAAAUGUAGUUUUAACACUUUAUAACACUUUUAGUUGCUGGCAGGUGAUUUUGUGACCUUAGUGUAGAGCCAUGCUAUCUGCUUCUUCUUGUUUCCAAUUUUCAUGCAAAGCAAAAGCUAACAGGUUGCAGGCUGUAGUUUCAUAUAUAACUAUUUAACAGGCCACAUUUAAGAUAGUCAUGACAACGGUACUGAUUUUUUCAUCUAAUUUUCAGCAAGAAAGAAAGUACCCAUAUUUCACAAACUGUUUUAAGAAAACAUAUUUUUAGUUUAUGUAUAUUUUUAAAUGUUUUGGUACUCUUAUGUUUAGGAUUAAAAUCUGCUGGAUCUACUGUGGAGUUGGAUUUAAAAAAGUAAAACAAAAUACAGAAUUUCUUAUUUCAAAUUUGUAUGAGGGUGUUGUAUAGAACAUAAACUCUUUCAUCACUUCUUGUCGUAAAAUGUACAUUUCAUACAUUGAUGUAAUUUGUAUAUUUUGUUAAUUAACAAAAUAAUGUUAAUAAAUAAUAAUGUUUUUUGAUGAUGUGCUGCUCAACUGACAUUAGCUGUUAUAUAAAAUCAUCAAUCAUGCAAAGUGAUAUUGAUGUAAAUACAUAUUUACCUGAGUUUCUGUUUCCAGCAUCACAACCUGUGCAGCUGUAACACUGCACACCCUUCCAUGACUUCCUCAUGUUAUAUAAACAUAAAAAGAACAUUACUUAAUAGUUGUGAAAUAUUUUCAUACAGAAAUAAGAAAACAAAUCAUUUAUUCAAACUCACCAAAGAGACAACCCAUGUUUACCAGCAUCCAGAUGUUUUAAUGUCUACAUAUUUCUAUUGUUGCCACUGCACUUUGUAGACCAAAUCUUGUUGACUUUAUUUUGUACGACAUUGAUUUUACAUGAUGAAAUGUAUUCAAUGCAAUGUGAUGUCAUAUUUGUUAACUUAUUACUAUACAUGAAUAUGUUUGACCAACUGAUUUUGUGGAAAACUAUUUGUUGAAUCACCCAUGUUGCCUUACAAACAAAAGAAAAUGCAUUUUCUGAAAAGGAAGCAAAUGUCUCUGUAAUUGAUGUAUCAUUGUGCCACUGAUAUACAUUUGUACAUGCACAUGUGAAAAAAAAAUACUGAUUUGAAUUAAAAUGAUACUCUUA